Coregonus sp. 'balchen' is the source of this 35099-nucleotide messenger RNA. The record is from the annotation of a GenBank genome assembly. NCBI's taxonomy places the organism in Eukaryota, Metazoa, Chordata, Actinopteri, Salmoniformes, Salmonidae.
AUGGAGAUGUGUUUGACAGAAAUGCCUGUUAGUGGUUAUAGUAGCGCUCGAGGAUCAUUACACACCCUGUAUCCAAUACAUUAUCACCAAAAGGGAGGAAUGAAAAUACCUACCUACCUACCUACCCCUCUGUGGAGAAGCCUGGCUGGCCAUUGAGCCCCAGCCCGGCCCUCCCCUCAUCUAUCAGUGACACUACUGGCUGACAGAGCACUUAUUCACGCUCACUCAUUAAUAUUUAAUUUACUCCCACUUCAAGGGUACAAAAUAUAUAUAUAUACACAAGAGAGAGAAGGAGAGACAUCCCUCUUUCUUUCUCUCCUUCUCUCUCUCUCUCUCUCUCUCUCUCUCUCUCUCUCUCUCUCUCUCUCUCUCUCUCUCUCUCUCUCUCUCUCUCUCUCUCUCUCUCCCUUCACUUUCUCUCUCUCUUGCCUCAACUUUCACAGCCAAAACACAGCAAGCAAAUGUGGGCUCUAAUUUCAUGUGCACGUUUCAUUAGAGGUGUCGACCAGUUUACACUUUUCCUGACACUUUGAGCAACUCCACACAUUCCUGCACCGUUUGCUUAAAAAAAAAAUCUCAUUUGUCCUUUGUCAGCACAAACACUUUAAUUUUAUGCUUUCACUCUUGAGUAAGCAGCAGAUCUCCUCAGAAGCCCUCAGAGACACAGGAAAUGCAUGUGGGUCCUUUCCUCUACCUCAUCAGCAGCUCAACAAAUACUACAUGGCCUCUAUGUUUUAUAAAUCAUUUGAAUCACGCAAAAGUGGAAAUACUGUAGAGGGCAAAAGUGCAGGUGUGUCAGUUUUCAAGUGGCCAAAACAACACAAUAACUAUGUCUUACUUUAUAAAAUGCCAUUCGGUAUGCUAUACUGCAUUCAGUUUUUAAUAAAUACAGUAUGCUAUACUGCAUUCAGUAAAAAUCUAUAUGGUAUGCUAUACUGCAUCCAGUAAAAAAUAUAUACGGUAUGCUAUACUGAAUUCAGUAAAAAAAUAUAUAUAUACAGCAUGCUAUGCUGCAUUCAGUGAAAAAAUAUAUAUGGUAUGCUAUACUGCAUUCAGUAAAAAAAUAUAUAUAUACGGUAUGCUAUACUGCAUUCAGUUAAAAAAUAUAUGGUAUGCUAUACUGCAUUCAGUUUCAAAAUAUACUGUAUGCUAUACUGUAAAAUAGUAAUGAAAGUAAUAAUGUACUGUAUCAUGUCUUACAGUGGCUUGCGAAAGUAUUCACCCCCCUUGGCAUUUUUCCUAUUUUGUUGCCUUACAACCUGGAAUUAAAAUGGAUUUUUUGGGGGUUUGUAUAAUUUGAUUUACACAACAUGCCUACCACUUUGAAGAUGCAAAAUAAUUUUUUUUGUGAAACAAACAAGAAAUAAGACAAAAAAACAGAAAACUUGAGCAUGCAUAACUAUUCACCCCCCCAAAGUCAAUACUUUGUAGAGACACCUUUUGCAGCAAUUACAGCUGCAAGUCUCUUGGGGUAUGUCUCUAUAAACUUGGCACAUCUAGCCACUGGGACUUUUGCCCAUUCUUCAAGGCAAAACUGCUCCAGCUCCUUCAAGUUGGUUGGGUUCCGCUGGUGUACAGCAAUCUUUAAGUCAUACCACAGAUUCUCAAUUAGAUUGAGGUCUGGGCUUUGACUAGGCCAUUCCAAGACAUUUAAAUGAUUCCCCUUAAACCACUCAAGUGUUGCUUCAGCAGUAUGCUAAGAAUCUCCCUGUAUUUAGCGCCAUCCAUCAUUCCUUCAAUUCUGACCAGUUUCCCAGUCCCUGCCGAUGGAAAACAUCCCCACAGCAUGAUGCUGCCACCACAAUGCUUCACUGUGGGGAUGGUGUUGUCGGGGUGAUGAGAGGUGUUGGGUUUGCGCCAGACAUGGCAUUUUCCUUCAUGGCCAAAAAGCUCAAUUUUAGUCUCAUCUGACCAGAGUACCUUCUUCGAUAUGUUUAGGGAGUCUCCCACAUGGCUUUUGGCGAACACCAAACGUGUUUGCUUAUUUUUUUCUUUAAGCAAUGGCUUUUUUCUGGGGACUCUUCCAUAAAGCCCAGCUCUGUAGAGUGAACGGCUUAAAGUGGUCCUAUGGACAGAUACUCCAAUCUCCACUGUGGAGCUUUGCAGCUCCUUCAGUGUUAUCUUUGGUCUCUUUGUUGCCUCUUUGAUUAAUGCCCUCCUUGCCUGGUCCGUGAGUUUUGGUGGGCAGCCCUCUCUUGGCAGGUUUGUUGUGGUGCCAUAUUCUUUUCAUUUUUUAAUAAUGGAUUUAAUGGUGCUCUGUGGGAUGUUCAAAGUUUCGGAUAUUUUUUUAUAACCCAACCCUGAUCUGUACUUCUCCACAACUUUGUCCCUGACCUGUUUGGAGAGCUCCUUGGUCUUCAUGGUGUCGCUUGCUUGGUGGUGCCCCUUGCUUAGUGGUGUUGCAGACUCUGGGGCACUUCAGAACAGGUGUAUGUAUACUGAGCUCAUGUGACAGAUCAUGUGACACUUAAAUUGCACACAGGUGGACUUUAUUUAACAAAUUAUGUGACUUCUGAAGGUAAUUGGUUGCACCAGAUCUUAUUUAGUGGCUUCAUAGCAAAGGGGGUGAAUACAUAUGCAUGCACCACUUUUCCGUUAUUUAUUUUUUAGAAAUUUUUCAUUUCACUUCACCAAUUGGGACUAUUUUGUGUAUGUCCAUUACGUGAAAUCCGAAUAAAAAUCCAUUUAAAUUACAGGUUGUAAUGCAUCAAAAUAGGAAAAACGCCAAGGGGGAUGAAUACAUUUGCAAGGCACUGUACAUUAUUAAAUUAGGAAACAUUGACAUACAGCACUGAUUGUAACAAUUAUUGCAUUUAUGAUCACAGAAAGACUGAGCUGUUAGUUUUUUCUCAUCAUAGGAAGUAUAUGACCGAGAUGUUAGGCCACUCCAUACUCUGGGCUGAUCGCUGCCAGGACCUGCAGUCAGAGAGGAGCUCAGGUACAGUGAAGGUCAUCAGGUUCAUGAAGCUGCUCUCUGUCCUUCCUUCCUUUCCCUGUAGUGGUUCUACUGGUGACUGGAACCCUGUGCUUCUGAAACUCUGAGAAAUACGAUAAUUAAGCAGACACUUUGAUCCAAAACUAUUUACAGUUAACAGUGACUAAUCCAGACCAUCCAGACAGUAUAUUUAAAGUGUAGCCCACGUUGGAAUCAAACCCAUAGCCUCGGUGUUGCCACUUGCCAGCACCAUACUCUAAGCUACAGAGUCCUUGGGACCAUGAACCAUGUUCAAUGUACAGUGUAUUCCCACCCACAGGGCUUAUAGUACAGUGUAUAGUGAAACCUCCAGCAGGUCUAUGGGGAGUCGUGGAUCUGUCACAGCACACUGAGCUGCCAAGCCCCUGACACCCCUCUGCCAUGUCAGACACAGCCAUAACAUAGCCAGCACCACUGUCUGAUACAGCUCCACCACACAGCCUGUCAACCACAGCCAAUCACUUCCUCUACUUUAUUCAUAGCAUAAUGUUACACACAGAGUGACAGAGGGUGGGGACAUACUCAUCAGUUGAUAUGUAAUAACAGACCUAUUAUACAGUACCUGAAUAGGCCACUGAGAGAUACAGUACCAAUCAGUACCAUUCCUACCGACAUCACACUUUGUAUAGCUUACCUGGAUUAUUAAGGUUCUAUGAUUUCCUCUGUAAUGAAUACAGUAAUGAGGAGUAGAUGCAUUAUAAAACUUGUCACGGUGUGCAGAAUUGAAAUCUCUCAUUCUGACAUGUAUUUUAUGCAGAUCAGCAUGUUACUCUCCAGGUGUGAUGAGGCCUUAAUUAGCUUUUUGUGAUGGCUGCUGUGCUGUGGGUUGCAGCAUGAGGUGAGCCAUGUUGCUGGGGAAAUGAGUGGGCUAAGUGCAAACCUCUGUUCUCAGUAAUUGCACAGCUGUUUCACAGUGUUGGCUAAAGGUAAUUGUUUCCUCCCCAUCUCAUUCAUAUCCGCAGUAGUCUGUGACUGCAGGUGAAACAGUCAGAGCAGGUAAAUCAGAACAGGAAAACCUGUCUCUCCUGUGAUCUCCUGAGAAGUCGACAAUAAUAACUCAUUAUUGACUCACAAGCUGGUGCCGCUGAGCAUUGAGCCCUUACACAACAGCAGCACCUAGUGGACAUGUGCAUAAUUUCAGCUGGAAAUUGGUGGCGUUGAAGUAGUAUAAUAUUUAUGCAUUUAAUCGUAACUUUCAUAAAGUGAGGGAAUUUUUGUCAUAGAUUUUAAUCACAUCAGUGCACUUCGAUUUCUCUGUCAGAAUUGUUAAUUUGUAGUGUAUUAGAGGAUGGUGCUGGUCUUGUGGCCACUUACAAGGUGUAUAUACAACAUCCUGCCACUUGGUGUCAGUGUGUCUGUAGGAAUAGCUGUCAGAGUACAGUGAUAUCCUCAUCACAUUUUAAAUCUCAUUAGGUUUUUUACAUCCACCAAGCCUGCAGUGCCAAUAAAUAAAUACUCUGAAUUGAGAUUAUUUGACAAUAGAUAUUUACUGUAAUGGAUAACUAGGAAUAAUAGUUAAAAAAUGAGGGUGCAGGUAGAGAGUGACACAUUUGCUCAUUUUUAGAGACAUUAUCAUUUGCACACCCUAUUUUAUUAGAACGCCCCAAAGCCAUUCCAUUAUCAGCUGUAGAGAUCCCCACAAUUAGAUGGGUGCAUCUGCACUUGACCAGCUCAUUCAAAACACACAGUAUCAUGUGUUUUACUCAAGUGGGGGUCUUGAGGUGCCUCAAAAGUGUGGGACAGACCUUCACAUAUUACAUCCACAUACCUCUCGUUUCUAAUUGCAGCUCAAUGUAUUAUCCUCCAGGAAUCCUCACAGUGAGUCACCUCUUUUUGUAAGAAAUUGUUCCUUUUUUGUACGUUCCUCAAGAAUGCAAUUUCCAAUGGAAAGCCUUUCAUUUGGAGUGGCAGAGCACUCUGAGGGUAUGAUAGACUGAUGUGGACUGAAAGACACAAUAGUUCACAUUCAGAGAGAGAGAAAGCGAGAGGUAGAUACAGUGAGGGGAAAAAGUAUUUGAUCCCCUGCUGAUUUUGUACGUUUGCCCACUGACAAAGAAAUGAUCAGUCUAUAAUUUUAAUGGUAGGUUUAUUUGAACAGUGAGAGACAGAAUAACAACAACAAAAUCCAGAAAAACGCAUGUCAAAAAUGUUAUAAAUUGAUUUGCAUUUUAAUGAGGGAAAUAAGUAUUUGACCCCUCUGCAAAACAUGACUUAGUACUUGGUGGCAAAACCCUUGUUGGCAAUCACAGAGGUCAGACGUUUCUUGUAGUUGGCCACUAGGUUUGCACACAUCUCAGGAGGGAUUUUGUCCCACUCCUCUUUGCAGAUCUUCUCCAAGUCAUUAAGGUUUCGAGGCUGACGUUUGGCAACUCGAACCUUCAGCUCCCUCCACAGAUUUUCUAUGGGAUUAAGGUCUGGAGACUGGCUAGGCCACUCCAGGACCUUAAUGUGCUUCUUCUUGAGCCACUCCUUUGUUGCCUUGGCCGUGUGUUUUGGGUCAUUGUCAUGCUGGAAUACCCAUCCACGACCCAUUUUCAAUGUUCUGGCUGAGGGAAGGAGGUUCUCACCCAAGAUUUGAUGGUACAUGGCCCCGUCCAUCGUCCCUUUGAUGCGGUGAAGUUGUCCUGUCCCCUUAGCAGAAAAACACCCCCAAAGCAUAAUGUUUCCACCUCCAUGUUUGACGGUGGGGAUGGUGUUCUUGGGGUCAUAGGCAGCAUUCCUCCUCCUCCAAACACGGCGAGUUGAGUUGAUGCCAAAGAGCUUGAUUUUGGUCUCAUCUGACCACAACACUUUCACCCAGUUCUCCUCUGAAUCAUUCAGAUGUUCAUUGGCAAACUUCAGAUGGGCAUGUAAAUGUUCUUUCUUGAGCAAGGGGACCUUGCGGGCACUGCAGGAUUUCAGUCCUUCACGGCAUAGUGUGUUACCAAUUGUUUUCUUGGUGACUAUUGUCCCAGCUGCCUUGAGAUCAUUGACAAGAUCCUCCCGUGUAGUUCUGGGCUGAUUCCUCACCGUUCUCAUGAUCAUUGCAACUCCACGAGGUGAGAUCUUGCAUGGAGCCCCAGGCUGAGGGAGAUUGACAGGUCUUUUGUGUUUCUUCCAUUUGUGAAUAAUCGCACCAACUGUUGUCACCUUCUCACCAAGCUGCUUGGCGAUGGUCUUGUAGCCCAUUCCAGCCUUGUGUAGGUCUACAAUCUUGUCCCUGACAUCCUUGGAGAGCUCUUUGGUCUUGGCCAUGGUGGAGAGUUUGGAAUCUGAUUGAUUGAUUGCUUCUGUGGACAGUUGUCUUUUAUAAAGGUAACAAACUGAGAUUAGGAGCACUCCCUUUAAGAGUGUGCUCCUAAUCUCAGCUCGUUACCUGUAUAAAAGACACCUGGGAGCCAGAAAUCUUUCUGAUUGAGAGGGGGUCAAAUACUUAUUUCCCUCAUUAAAAUGCAAAUCAAUUUAUAACAUUUUUGACAUACGUUUUUCUGGAUUUUUGUUGUUGUUAUUCUAUCUCUCACUGUUCAAAUAAACCUACCAUUAAAAUUAUAGACUGAUCAUUUCUUUGUCAGUGGGCAAACGUACAAAAUCAGCAGGGGAUCAAACACUCUUUUCCCUCACUGUAGAUAGAUAGAUAGAUAGAUAGAUAGAUAGAUAGAUAGAUAGAUAGAUAGAUAGAUAGAUAGAUAGAUAGAUAGAUAGAUAGAUAGAUAGAUAGAUAGAUAGAUAGAUAGAUAGAUAGAUAGAUAGAUAGAUAGAUAGAUAGAUAGAUAGAUAGAUAGAUAGAUAGAUAGAUAGAUAGAUAGAUAGAUAGAUAGAUAGAUAGAUAGAUAGAUAGAUAGAUAGAUAGAUAGAUAGAUAGAUAGAUAGAUAGAUAGAUAGAUAGAUAGAUAGAUAGAUAGAUAGAUGUCAUAGAAGACGAACAGAUUACACAAUUUCAAAUUUUCAGGAGGAAGUGGCUGAACAUAAUGUUUUAAUGCUAGACGGUGCUCUAUGAUUAGUUGCUGAGGACUACAACCGCCCGUUGAACAAGUUCACCACUUUUGGUUUUCAUUCACACAAAAUGCGAAGCAUUUCUAUGAAUUCAGCAACUGGCCAAGGGCUAAAGUUUGAGUUCAGUUUUAAACUUGAACAUUGUGCAUUUAAGUUUAGAAUGUACAGUAGUCUCUAUCAACAGAUGUGGGGAGCUCUACGACUGACUGAGUGAGUCCACAGUAGAGUCCAGCACAAUUUACAUUACGCAUUGGUGCUUUUUAGUGAAAAAGAGGUCUGAAAUGAGCUGUGGUUUUAGGAUAUGUAUAAGAGAUAAGUAAGGUCAGACGCAGACCUGGCAGUGGAAGAGUUAUCUGAGAUAAAGCUAACAGCUAAUGUUAGCCUGUACCCUGUGACUCCGUCAGACCAUCUCUCUCGCUUUCUAUCUUUCUAUCUUUCUAUCUUUCUAUCUUCUCUCUCUCUCUCUCUCUCUCUCUCUCUCUCUCUCUCUCUCUCUCUCUCUAUCUCUCUCUCUCUCUCUCUCUCUCUCUCUCUCUCUCUCUCUCUCUCUCUCUCUCUCUCUCUCUCUCUCUCUCUCUCUCCCCUUCUGUUUUUGUCUCAACCUAAUGCCCCUACAACAUUUAUGGAGCUGCUUUAAAAGGCGGUCUCCAUAGCGACGGUGUGACAUCCCUCCACCACUGACCCUUUCCCCAGCAGAGGUUCUGAUUGAUGGUUGAAGGGGCGGUCAUCAAGACUAUCUGCUCUGGCCAGAUUAGGCCGGACAAACAUGCCCCCGAAUGGCCAGCCAGGCAGGAAUGUUUGUUAACAAGGUGAUAUUCUGCCAUUUUCUGAACCGCAGAUUUACAGACAUGUACCCCCUGCCUCUUUAAUAAUUCCAUAAAUCUCAUCUGAAUGUAUUCUUGUCUUUUGGUUAUUUUUAAACCUUUGAAUAAUCUCUUUAUCUGACUACAGGUCAGUCUGUCAGAGCACUCACACAGUGGUUGUUAGAAUUAGCCAUAUGAGUAGCAUUUGCUUUGUAGAGAAUUCACUGGACUCUGGAUGGUUAAUUUACUGCAGUGGGCUAAAUCAGGGUCACACAGAGUGUUUCUUGGUAGUCUUAAACAAAUCUACUUUGAAACAAAAGUAUACACCUCACACACAUGGUUUACAAAAAAUAAGACACUUGUACCAUGUCAGAUACAGAGUUGAAAUGUAUUCAAUUUUGAGUUUGCAUCCCAAUAUUACACUUUAAAUAUAUCACAGAAGACUGAAAUAUAACAAAACUGUUUGACAUAAAAGUAACGUUUAUUAAUUAUGAAAAAUAUUAAUAACAUUCCAUCCAUGAGGCCACUAGGUCAUUUGAUUGCAGGAAAGGAUGACAGUGUUCAGUCCAGACAUUACUGAGCAAAAUGUCCGGACGCCACCUGUAUCCCAUAGAUCUACCACUUCUAUCAUCUCUUUGGAAGAUAUCAGUCAGCAGUACAGUGUAGUAACAAUCACUCUGUAAUGGAGCGCACAGCAAAACAGUGCAGGUAUCCCCUCAACUCUCAACACAUUGAUGCCCAUUUUACAUUAAAAUCAAAUCAAAUGUUAUUUGUCACAUGCUUCGUAAACAACAGGUGUAGACUAACAGUGAAAUGCUUACUUACGGGUCCUUUUCCAACAAUGCAGAGUUAAAGAUAAAGAUACAAAAUGACAUUUUUUGUAUAUAUUAUUUUAUCUUUACAUUAUCUUUACAUUACCAUUACAUUAUCUUUACAUUAUUGUAAGUAAUUUGACACUUUGUUGCAACUCAAGAUAGCGUUGCGUGUUACAGUUAUGUAAUACCAUUCAGCUUCAUCAUAUAGAAUUUUGUUGUUGAACAAGACAAAGACUUUGGGGGUGUCAGUAUCCCAGGGUGCCUGGGCAGGCUACUGUGGGCUGGUGCUUCUGGGAAAAGUGUUCAUCCUCUCCCCACAUGUAGCUCACUGGCCCUUUGUCUCCUCUGAUGUGAGCCCGCCGAGCCCACUGUUUGACGUUUCCAUGCCGUUCUUACAACCCCCAGGUUGUCAUGGAAAUACACUGGGUGGCAAUGGCCGCAAAGUUAGAGUGGAGGAAAGGGGAGUGAAAAGAGGGGGGUCAAUUAUUCCUGGGUUCUUUUGUGUACUUCUGUGACAUCAUGGCCAAAUGUUGAUUAAAAGAAGCAGUUGACUGCUUUACAUUGGAUAUUUGUUGACACCAAGCUAAAGAAGGAGUGUCCAGAAUACUCAGUGCAGUUCAGAAGCCUAAAUGUUGUACUUUAUUAGUUUUACAGUACAUGGAUGUCUUGUUAAUGACUGUAAAUGUUUAAUGUUUCAGUCACAUUGAUAAAAGAUGUUGGAUUUAAGUGUAGUCAUGGACUUUUGACUUUGUAAAACAGAGAAACUUGAAUAGCCCCACAGUCUCUCUAUCCCUAUCCUAGUCUCUCAUGCUGUCCUAGUCUCUCAUGCUGUCCUAGUCUCUCAUGCUGUCCUAGUCUCUUUGUGUGAAACAAGGCUGCUCUGAGGAAUAACCCACAGUGGCCAGACAAGGCGACUGAACACGUAGGCGUUUACAGAGGGAGCCCAACACACCCAGCUUACAUAGCCUUCAAAAACACAGCAUUCAGUACAGUGUAGACCAACAAACAACAUAACAUUAUCGAUUGUCUGUGCUGGUGUUAUAUUUGUACUUGUCGUGUGUAUGAGUGGGUAGAUGUGCUUGGGAUGUACUGUAUUUGCCCACUCAGGACCACAAGACAGACAGAUAUUUAUCCACCAUUUCCAGUGUAAUUUAGAACUGUAAUCAUUAUGUCCUUGCAGUUUGCAACAUCCCAAUAACAACAUCACUGUUUUCAGACCUCCUCAGGUUCCUAACCUUGUCUGAUGUAUUGUACAGUAUGUGACUAAAAUCGAUUGGGAAGUUACUGAAAUACUGUCAGCAAGUCAGUGACACUCUCGUCCCCAUAUCUACAAUGACAGUUAUGAUCUGACAUAGCUAAUCUACAACAGUUUGUGUGGAUAGGAUCAGGGUACACAAACUCACGUAAAAUGGGUUGGAGCCUCCCCUUAAGUCCUAGGCUCUUUCUUUACCAUGAACAUGCAGCUGUAAAAGAGGUGCUUUUUCAGCCAGACUUUCAUCUCCUUGCUCCUGAUGUGGUUAGUCUGUUGCUCUGGGAUCCCCCCGGACAAUGCUGUGGUGCCUCUUCCACAUUAUGUGUUUACCAGCACUGCUUUUACUACUCUGUGAAUCAUUGCAUUGCAGUUGACAUACCAGUGUACCAAGGUAGUCAUGCCUCCACUGCAUCCCACAUCUCCUCCCUCAGCCCUACUCUGUUAACAAGGCCGUCUCCUACACACCACAUUCUCCUCACUCUCUCAACAUGGUUGUUACGCUGUCACCCUACACCUCAAUCUCAGUACCUUUUCAACAAGCCCUGCAGUUAACCCAAAUUAUAUUAAGAACAAUAUGGAUUGAAGUGAAUAAAGAUUGAUGAGUGUUGCCCAUAAGUUGGUAUCAGUAAACCAUCAAUCAAUAUGUUUUUGAAUGGGAUUUAAAAUAUCUUAUGUAUACAGAGACCUUUCCUGAAUUCAGUCAACCAGGGUAGAGAUGCUUAUCACACCCCUAUCUCACCAACAUACAAGACAAAUCUCUUCUCUACCUCUCACAAACAUAACAAUGGGGUUGAUUCAUAAAAUGUAAACCACCAUGUUAAACUUACUACUUACCAAAGGCAAAUGACAUAAUCAAUACUCCUCUAAACAUCAUGAGUUUCCAAUAUUUGCGUGUCCUUUGCUGACACCCUGAGUCGGAGGAAACAUCACAACUAUACCCAUUCUUUUUGUCAACUCAGUGUAUAGGUGAUAGUUCAUUUUUAUAUAUCAACCCCUAAUGUGUUUUACUGCAGUGAGUCAGCAACAUGGGGCUUAGAAUGAUGCUCUAGCUAUACUGUUUACACAGAAGGUGGACAGCGACACACACUUAGAACCUCAUUAAUACUCUUCAUAAACCUGUUGAAAAUUAUUAAUAGUCAAUACAGAUUAUGAUAAUCUACACUGUACAUUUUCUUCAAUGAACUGAGGAAUUUUAAACAAUCUGAAGGUGAAAGAAGUAGCCUGUUGGACAUCUUCAAUCCUUCAAUACAGAUGUAGGAUCUUAACUUGAUCACCCUGUUGCAGGAAAAAAAUUCUGCAAUGCAGGACAUUUAGAACUUGGACUGUAUUUGAGGUUUAAAAAAGCUUCUGAAGUUUGUAAUUUCCACUUUGACAUUUCAGACUUGAUUUUCGCUUACGAUGUGUCAACCUCUACAAAAUUGUCCAUGAAUUAUAAUCCACAUAAUAAUUCACAUUUCCUGUUGCUGCAGGAUUAUUUUCCUGCUGUAGCAAACUGGCUCAAAAUAAGAUCCUAAAUGCAUAUAAAUUAUAUUGUUUAAAUUGUUCCAAAUGCAAACUUGCAAAAGACGCUUACAUGUUCAAACCAAUGUGUAUGGUCUGGAUGAGGGGGGGUGGCCGCAGGCUGCUGUUCAGACAGCGGAUUAAGGGGGAAGGAGGCGAGAGGUGCCCAGCUUGGUGCAGCAGCAGCAGCAGGCUUUGUUGAUCUGGGUCUGUGGUGUGGCUUUCAGUCUGUGGGUUGGUUGGUACCCAGGAGAAUACUAAUGCAGCUCUUUGUCUUCCAGAUCAGUGUACACUGGGCAUUAGAUUAGUGGCUUUUGUGUGGGGGUCUUACACUCAAGUACAUGUGUGUGUGCUUGGGGCCACACGGGAGGAUCCCUCUACUAAAACCAAAAACAGAGAGUGGUCCAUACUAUUUAUUUCAUUUCAUAUUCAGUACAGGUAUACAGUGAGGGAAAAAAGUAUUUGAUCCCCUGCUGAUUUUGUACGUUUGCCCACUGACAAAGAAAUGAUCAGUCUAUAAUUUUAAUGGUAGGUUUAUUUGAACAGUGAGAGACAGAAUAACAAUAAAAAUAUCCAGAAAAACGCAUGUAAAAAAUGUUAUAAAUUGAUUUGCAUUUUAAUGAGGGAAAUAAGUAUUUGACCCCCUCUCAAUCAGAAAGAUUUCUGGCUCCCAGGUGUCUUUUAUACAGGUACCGAGCUGAGAUUAGGACCACACUCUUAAAGGGAGUGCUCCUAAUCUCAGCUUGUUACCUGUAUAAAAGACACCUGUCCACAGAAGCAAUAAAUCGAUCAGAUUCCAAACUCUCCACCAUGGCCAAGACCAAAGACCUCUCCAAGGAUGUCAGGGACAAGAUUGUAGACCUACACAAGGCUGGAAUGGGCUACAAGACCAUCGCCAAGCAGCUUGGUGAGAAGGUGACAACAGUUGGUGUGAUUAUUCGCAAAUGGAAGAAACACAAAAUAACUGUCAAUCUCCCUCGGCCUGGGGCUCCAUGCAAGAUCUCACCUCGUGGAGUUGCAAUGAUCAUGAGAACGGUGAGGAAUCAGCCCAGAACUACACAGGAGGAUCUUGUCAAUGAUUUCAAGGCAGCUGGGACCAUAGUCAUCAAGAAAACAAUUGGUAACACACUACGCCGUGAAGGACUGAAAUCCUGCAGCGCCCGCAAGGUCCCCCUGCUCAAGAAAGCACAUAUACAGGCCCGUCUGAAGUUUGCCAAUGAACAUGAUUCAGAGGAGAACUGGGUGAAAGUGUUGUGGUCAGAUGAGACCAAAAUCGAGCUCUUUUGCAUCAACUCAACUCGCCGUGUUUGGAGGAGGAGGAAUGCUGCCUAUGACCCCAAGAACACAAUCCCCAACGUCAAACAUGGAGGUGGAAACAUUAUGCUUUGGGGGUGUUUUUCUGCUAAGGGGACAGGACAACUUCACCACAUCAAAGGGACGAUGGACGGGGCCAUGUACCAUCAAAUCUUGGGUGAGAACCUCCUUCCCUCAGCCAGGGCAUUGAAAAUGGGUCGUGGAUGGCUAUUCCAGCAUGACAAUGACCCAAAACAAACGGCCAAGGCAACAAAGGAGUGGCUCAAGAAGAAGCUCAUUAAGGUCCUGGAGUGGCCUAGCCAGUCUCUAGACCUUAAUCCCAUAGAAAAUCUGUGGAGGGAGUUGAAGGUUUGAGUUGCCAAACGUCAGCCUCGAAACCUUAAUGACUUGGAGAAGAUCUGCAAAGAGGAAUGGAACAGAACAUCUCCUGAGAUGUGUGCAAACCUGGUGGCCAACUACAAGAAACAUCUGACCUCUGUGAUUGCCAACAAGGGUUUUACAGAGGGGUCAAAUACUUUUUUCCCUCAUUAAAAUGCAAAUCAAUUUAUAACAUUUUUGACAUGCGUUUUUCUGAAUUUUUUUGUUGUUAUUCUGUCUCUCACUGUUCAAAUAAACCUACCAUUAAAAUUAUAGACUGAUCAUGUCUUUGUCAGUGGCAAAACGUACAAAAUCAACAGGGGAUCAAAUACUUUUUUCCCUCACUGUAUGUACUCACUGUAAAUUUCUAUGUAUGCUGUUCACUUUUGUGCAUCUAAGAAGAAAGUAUAUGUUACAUAAAGUAUGUUAUACACUGAGUAUACAAAACAUUAAGAACACCUGCUCUUUCCAUGACAUAGACUGACCAGGUGAAUCCAGGUGAAAGCUAUGAUCCCUUAUUGAUGUCACUUGUUAAAUCCACUUCAAUCAGUGUAGAUGAAGGGGAGGAGACAGGUUAAAGAAGGAUUUUUAAGCCUUGAGACAAUUGAGACAUGGAUUGUGUAUGUGUUCCAUUCAGAGGGUGAAUGGGCAAGACAAAAUAUUAAAUUGCCUUUGAACUGGUAGUAGUAUGGUAGUAGGUGCCAGGUGCACCGGUUUGUGUCAAGAACUGGAAUGCUUCUGGGUUUUUCCACGCUCAACAGUUUCCCUUGUGUAUUCAGAAUGGUCCACCACCCAAAGGACAUCCAGCCAACUUGACACAACUGUGGGAAGCAUUGGAGUCGACAUGGGCCAGCAUCCCUGUGGUACGAAUUGAGGCUGUUCUGAGGGCAAAAGAGAGGAAGCAACUCAAUAUUAGGAAGGUGUUCUUAAUGUUUGGUAUACUCAGUGUAUAUAUAGAGUAACCUAAAUAAAGUAACCUAAGUAAUUCAUUAUCAUCUGUAGUGAAUUACAUCUCAUUGACUAUGUAAUGUACUGAUACACUAUAUAUACAAAAGUAUGUGGACACCCCUUCAAAUGAGUGGAUUCUGCAAUUUCAGCCACACCCGUUACUGACAGGUGUAUAAAAUCGAGCACAUAGCCAUGCAAUAUCCAUAGACAAGCAUUGGCAGUAGAAUAGCCUUAUUGAAGAGCUCAGUGACUUUCAACGUGGCACUGUCAUAGGAUGUCACCUUUCCAACAAGUCACUUUGUCAAAUUUCUGCCCUGCUAGAGCUGCCCCAGUCAACUGUAAGUGCUGUUAUUGUGAAGUGGAAACGUCUAGGAUCAACAACGCGAAGUGGUAGGCCACACAAGCUCACAGAACGGGACCGUCGAGUGCUGAAGCGCGUAUCGUCUGUCCUCGGUUGCAACACUCACUACCGGGUUCCAAACUGCCUCUGGAAGCAACGUCAGCACAAGAACUGUUAGUCGGGAGCUUCAUGAAAUGGGUUUCCAUGGCCGAGCACCCGCACACAAGCCUAAAAUCACCAUGCGCAAUGCCAAGCGUCGGCUGGAGUUGUGUAAAGCUCGCCGCCAUUGGACUCUGGAGCAGUGGAAACGCGUUAUCUGGAGUGAUGAAUCACGCUUCACCAUCGUCCGACGGACAAAUCUGGGUUUGGCGGAUGCCAGGAGAACGCUACCUGCCCCAACUUAAAGUUUGGUGGAGGAGGAAUAAUGGUCUGGGGCAGUUUUUCAUGGUACGGGCUAGGCCCCUUAGUUCCAGUGAAGGGAAAUCUUAAUGCUACAGCAUACAAUGACAUUCUAGACGAUUCUGUCCUUCCAACAUUGUGGCAACAGUUUGGGGAAGGCCCUUUCCUGUUUCAGCAUGACAAUGCCCCCGUGUACAAAGCCAGGUCCAUACAGAAAUGGUUUGUCGAGAUCAGUGUGAAGAACUUGACUGGCCUGCACAGAGCCCUGACCUCAACCCCAUCGAACACCUUUGGGAUGAAUUGUAACGCCGACUGCGAGCCAUGCCUAAUCGCCAAACAUCACUGCCCGACCUCAUUAAUGCUUUUGUGGCUGAAUGGAAGCAAGUCCCUGCAGCAAUGUUCCAACAUCUAGUGGAAAGCCUUCCCAGAAGAGUGGAGGCUGUUAUAGCAGCAAAGGGGGGACCAACGCCAUAUUAAUGCCAUUCGACGAGAAGGUGUCCACAUACUUUUGGUCAUGUAGUUUACCUUAAUGUAUACAGUACAUAGCAGCAACAGACAGUAAGAGUGGUGCAGAAAUGCUUGCCACCCUGCUGGUCUUGAUGAACUCUCCGUGCCAAAGGCUUGGCACUGUUUGCAUUAGUAGGGUUCUUUAAAAAAAUUGCCCUAUUUGCAUGACACAGCAUGCUACUGAUUCAAGAGCGCCGAGGAGUGUGGUGGUGGGGGGGGGGCAGAGGGUGACUGUUGGAGGCAGAGGGUGACUGUUGGACAGAAAGGCAACGGACAGCACUCCUCACAAUGCACAGCAGAGACUCCUCCAUAGAGGCCAGUUAAGCAGGAGAUGCUGGAGGCUAAAGCUGCUGGACAGUGGACGAACUGACUGGACUGGACACAGGUCAGAGGACACGCAGGAAAUCAGAGUAGUGGUCAUCAGGAUUUAAGGAGAGUUAAAGCAGCCUUGGAGUAGCACUAGGCAUUGAGAGCUGGAGUCGGAGCAGUCUGUUCACUACGAGUCUACAGAAAGCCCAAUUACACAAAUAAGGGGACAUCACUUGGUGCUGUGUGGGUCUGGGGUAACUUUUAUGUGUGUUAUACGGUAAGAUAAGCAUCCUAUCGCUAUUUUAUUUGAAGUGGUUCUCUUUGAAAUAUACACAAAAUAUAGUAUCAUAUUUAUAAUACUUCAAAUAUUGUUUAUACAGUAUGUUUUUGCGCUGUGUUAGUCAUUGUAUUGAUGAACAGAUGUGAAUUGGUCUUUGAUAUGAAUACAGUAUGAUCCAUUGAAGAAACCUAAAUGCUGAAAGGGAGAGGCCAGUUAGCAUUGUGUUUUGUUCCAGCUGUGGAACACUGAGACGUAGAGAUGACUGGAGCCAUGCUGCCUGGGGUUCUGCUCUGUUGCAUAGUGGUAAUGUCUAUUCCUUUCUUAUAUAUAAAAUGAAAUAAUUUGGAAAAUGAAUCCAUUCAUUGUUUUAAGCGUUUUACUGUAGAAAUUAAUUAAUUUAUUGGUAGAUCUAAGUUUGAUAGGCUAAACACAACGAUUCAUUUGACUCCAUUGUUCUGCUUGUUUCUAUACUGAGUUCAUAGGAGAAGUACAUAUCAAGGAUAUUACAUGUCAAUGCCAUAGCCAAAGAAUAAAGCAGUGUAAAUGUUUCCUCUACUGUAGGUGCUGUGUGAAUGUGAGCCAACACAGCCAGGGCCAGACAAAGGAGAGAUGGACACAGACGGUGAGUUCUGGAACUGUCAAUGACUUUCAAUGCCAUGGCAGCAACUCUUACAACCUGAUGUAUGAUGCUUGAAUCUCUUUAGGAUAUCAUGUCUGUUCCAUGUUGUUUCCAUAGAGAUUUGCUCAAAGAGAUUAUAGAGGUGUUCCUGUAAAGUGUGAUCCACGCCUAUUUGUGGUUUUGUGGUCAUAAUGACAGAGGGCAGUCUGGUCCAUCAAACAUCAGACUGGGUGUUCCAGCUGGUCAACGUAUCCCUGGACCUCUCCCAGGCAAGGAGCUUCUGCAGCGGCCAAUUCAGCUCCCUCACCACCUUGGGCCAGCCUGAAGACGAGGAGGGAACCCUGGAGCUCCAGAGGCAGGCAGGCCUGCAUGGACCCAUGUGGGUCAGGGACCCCAACAGACCAACCAGCAGGCCUCUGGCCCUCGCCAAACAGUGUGAGUUUAGCAACUACAACACCUAUGUCUUGAUGCCAUGUUGCAUUCAUCUCUUCCACUCUAUCAAGUUGUCUAUAGACACCUUGGCUUUGUGUUGUGAUCAAGGCCAACAUUGAGAGUGAUGAUCUCCUUCUGUCUCUACCUGUUAGACAUGCUCUUCCAAGCCCUGAACUUCCCCAGGGACUCUCAGGAGGGCUAUGGCCGUGUCAACAUGAUGUUUCCGGCCCUGCCAGCGGUGAGCGUGUGUGUCCGCGUGCAGUGGGACCCCCAGUGGGACCAGGUGUCCACCAUGUACUCCUACGCCGCACCUGUCUUCACCAAUGAGUUCCAGCUGCGCGGGCAGGUGGACAGAACAGGACGCAUUCUGCUGGCGCUCAUCGUCCACGGGCAGCACCGCCCCUACAAGGCUUCCUUCCCCAACGAUGGGGCCUGGCACCACCUCUGUGUUACCUGGCGCAAGACUGACGGCCACUGGGCCAUCUAUGUGGAUGGGGAGAGAGGGGCCAUGGGCUCCGGGACUGACACACCCAGGGAUAUGCAUGGAGAUGGCAUACUUAUCCUGGGGCAGGACCAGGACUCAUUCGGAGGGAACUUCACUGAGCCCUUCGUAGGGAAUAUCACAGAUCUGAAUGUCUGGGACACAUCCUUGGAGCAGAGGCAGUUCCGUGCCCUGAGCGGCUGCUCGCCUUUGACCCAGCAAGCUAUCUUUACCUGGAGUAUUGAUAAUAUGACCCGUCACCCAGUGGUCAGGGAGGUGUCAGCCAUGCUGUUCUGCCCAGGUGAGACUGCACCAACACUCUCACAGCAAUGAGAGAUCCCUACAUAAAAUAUAGCCAUAAUCUGAUCUGCUCUCUUUAUUGGAUGUGCUUUUUAUCAGUGCUUUUGAUUCGAGGUUGAUAUAUUUUUUGUUUGAUUUAAUUGUCAUCUUAGCAGUUGAAUCUUGUCCAUUUAAACUUACUAUCUGCCCUUUUGUUUCACAUGCCCCUUGUGGUCUCUUGCUCCUAGUCAAGUAGCCUAUUUUACAUUGAAGAAGGAUUUGUUCACACACAAAAUUCAGCAUGCAUUAUUUGGGUGGCCUCCUGCAGAUUUAAAAUCAGAAUGUAGGUCUUUUGAUUCUUUCACAUAGCUUUUUUAUUCUGAUAUGGUACCUCCUCUAUUGGGCUUUCUAUCACAAACCUAUUGUCCUUCUUCCAGAUCAAUCCGUUUCUAUUACUAAUCCAAUACUGAGGCAGUGGUUAAUGUUCCCAGUCCCCCGUCAGUUGGUUGUUGAAUCAUUCUGGGUGAUCUACCUCUAAAGAGGUCAGUUAAGCCAGUGGCUGUCUGCCUGAACACAUCCAGUAUGUCUGUCUGAGAGAGAUGCAUGGGGGAGAGGAAACUGGUUAGCGUGGUUCACUGGCUAAAGGCCAUCUGGAGGGCAGAGGAGGGGGAUUCACGCAAGUAUGAGGUCUGUGCUUUACGAAGAGAAUGGAGCUCUACUCAAUAGUGAAAAGCAACAAAACGUUUAACUGUCAUGAAAAAGAAGGGAUUCCAUUUCUGUGAGUAACAAGUUGACUGGCUUUUUGUUGGCAGCCAUUCUCAGUAAAAAUGUCAAACACGGUCAAAAUAAUUGCAAGGAAUUGUCUGUCUUUUUCAAAGGUUGUUGAAUAUUAAUAUGAAAAUAUGAUGGUCUUUCACUUAUACAUGUAAAUUGCUUUAGAUUGCGAACAUGUUAUGCUACAGCAUGCUAAAUUAAACCAAAUACUUAGAGGACUAUGGAUUAAACAAAGGUGUCACAAAAUCAAGAGCUCACUUGAUACAAAUAAGUCAUUUAAAUGUAUUUCUAUUAACUUUAGUAGAAAAUAAACGGAUUACGUAGUUACUGGAGCUGUCUCAUGCUGUGUGUCUGUGUGUUGUGUUGUGUUGUGUGAGCAGCGGUCCACAGGCAGAGGGAGAUGCAGGGCUGCAGGGCUCUAGAGGGCUGGUCUAGCCAACAGCUCCCCCUGUACAGCUCUGCAGACUGCUCCACCACACUGCCCUUCAUCUGCAGGACCAGCAGGGGUGAGUCAACCACUACCUAGACUGCCACUACAUAGGCCUAGACCAUUACUUACAUACUGUAACAAACAUGGCUAUCACAGUACUUACUACAUGACUCUUUACUGUACAACAAUAACAUGUAUAUAUCUGAACUGACUAGUGAAACGAAUUUAGCAUCACAUUAGGGAAAAUGAUUGAACAUGAAUAGUUGUGACUCUGUACAAUGUUUGUAACUAAAUACCCUAACAAAACAUCAGAGAGGAAACAUGGACUGUUUCUGACACAUGGCUCUCUGUUACAGAGCGCUAUGUUAAGAUGAAGGAGUUGAGUGAGUUUCAGAACUCCCAUCCCAGUCCCUUCAUGAACCACCUCAUGCAGCUCUCCAAUGGAACACAGGUAAAGACUGAUUACUAUAAGUCAUUGGUUGCCUGUCAGGAUUAGGACAUUUACGAUUGAUCUCUAACUUACUCAACUUGACACAGCAAUUUAAACUUUGUUCUGUCAGAAAAUGAUGUCCAAUUUUGUGUGUGUGUGUAUGUGUGUAUGUGUGUAUGUGUGUGUGUGUGUGUGUGUGUGUGUGUGUGUGUGUGUGUGUGUGUGUGUGUGUGUGUGUGUGUGUGUGUGUGUGUGUGUGUGUGUGUGUGCGUGCGUGCGUUCAUCAGGGCAUGGAGGGUGUGAUGGGGGGAGCAGCCAGGGGGCCAGAUGAGCUGGGGUCAGGUGUCCAGUCUGCUCAACAUGUCCAGGCAGGCCCUGGAGGAUACCAGGGAGGGGCUGCAGCCUGGGGACAUGCUGUCCCUGGUCCAGCUGCUGGCGCGGGCUGCAGACGUGCCCACAGACAUGGCCAAGGAGGGCAACCACAGCCGGGCCACCAACAGCGCUGGGGAGCUCAGCCACACCUUCAUCACUGUGGCUGACAGCAUCAUCAGCCAAGACAACGCCCCCAAGUGGCAGGCCAUCAAACAGGUAUCAAUCAAUUAUUCAAAGUGGUUUACGAGGCCCUGUGUAUAUCAGGUACCAGAGGCAAGCUACAACAAUGACUGGGAACAGGUGGAGGCAGAGAUAAGGUGUUAGGAACUUGACUAAUGGAGCAUGAUUUUAGCAUAUCUCCACUAGAGGGCAGUAAGAUGGAUACUGUGAAUGACCGAGAAACUAUCAAAUGAAUGGUUGUGCUUAGCUAAAUUAGUUAGUGUACAUGUACAGAACACAUAAAGCUGAAUCUUGAUAAAGCUUAAUUGUACAUAUACUAAGUUUAAUCUGUUCUAAAUGCAUGAAUAUCUAGCGUAACAAUAAACAGGUCUAAUUUGUAAAUAGAUGCAGCACUUUUUCACAGACUACAGUCGUGGUCAAAAGUUUUGAGAAGACACAAAUACUAAUUUUCACAAAGUCUGCUGCCUCAGUUUUGAUGAUGGACAUUUGCAUAUACUCCAGAAUGUCAUGAAGAGUGAUCAGAUGAAUUUCAAUUAAUUGCAAAGUCCCUCUUUGCCAUGAAAAUGAACUUAAUCCCCCCCAAAAAUUCCACUGCAUUUCAGUCCUGCCACAAAAGGACCAGCUGACAUCAUGUCAGUGAUUCUCUCGUUAACACAGGUGAGAGUGUUGAUGAGGACAAGGCUGGAGAUCACUCUGUCAUGCUGAUUGAGUUAGAAUAACAGAAUGGAAGCUUUAAAAGGAGGGUGGUGCUUGAAAUCAUUGUUCUUCCUCUGUUAACCAUGGUUACCUGCAAGGAAACAUGUGCCGUCAUCAUUGCUUUGCACAAAAAGGGCUUCACAGGCAAGGAUAUUGCUGCUAGUAAGAUUGCACCUAAAUCAACAAUUUAUCGGAUCAUCAAGAACUUCAAGAAGUGACGUUCAAUUGUUGUGAAGAAGGCUUCAGGGCACCCAAGAAAGUCCAGCAAGCGCCAGGACCGUCUCCUAAAGUUGAUUCAGCUGCAGGUUCGGGGCACCACCAGUGCAGAGCUUGCUCAGGAAUGGCAGCAGGCAGGUGUGAGUGCAUCUGCACGCACAGUGAGGCGAAGACUUUUGGAGGAUGGCCUGGUGUCAAGAAGGGCAGCAAAUAAGCCACUUCUCUCCAGGAAAAACAUCAGGGACAGACUGAUAUUCUGCAUAAGGUACAGGGAUUGGACUGCUGAAUACUGGGGUAAAGUCAUUUUCUCUGAUGAAUCCCCUUUCCGAUUGUUUGGGGCAUCCGGAAAACACCUUGUCCGGAGAAGAGAAGGUGAGCGCUACCAUCAGUCCUGUGUCAUGCCAACAGUAAAGCAUCCUGAGACCAUUCAUGUGUGGGGUUGCUUCUCAGCCAAGGGAGUGGGCUCACUCCCAAUUUUGCCUAAGAACACAGCCAUGAAUAAAGAAUGGUACCAACACAUCCUCCGAGAGCAACUUCUCCCAACCAUCCAAGAACAGUUUGGUGACGACCAAUUCCUUUUCCAGCAUGAUGGAGCACCUUGCCAUAAGGCAAAAGUGAUAACUAAGUGGCUCGGGGAACAAAACAUUGAAAUGUUGGGUCCAUGGCCAGGAAACUCCACAGACCUUAAUCCCAUUGAGAACUUGUGGUCGAUCCUCAAGAGGCGGGUGGACAAACAAAAACCCACAAAUUCUGACAAACUCCAAGCAUUGAUUAUGCAAGAAUGGGCUGCCAUCAGUCAGGAUGUGGCGCAGAAGUUAAUUGACAGCAUGCCAGGGCGGAUUGCAGAGGUCUUGAAAAAGAAGGGUCAACACUGCAAUUAUUGACUCUUUGCAUAAACUUAAUGUAAUUGUUAAUAAAAAGCCUUUGACACUUAUGGAAUGCUUGUAAUUAUACUUCAGUAAACCAUAGUAACAUCUGACAAAAAUAUCUAAAAACACUGAAGCAGCGAACUUUGUGAAGACCAAUACUUGUGUCAUUCUCAAAACUUUUGACCACGACUGUAUUAUGAUCUCUGAUAUAUUAUAUUUCUUACAUUAAACUUCAUAUGAAGCAUGUAUACUAUAUGUAUAUGUAUCCUAGUGGUAGCCAUAUGAUAAGUGUUCAUAUUCAUGCAGCGCUCGCUUCCUCCACUUCACUCACCUCCCCUCUCCCAGGCCUUUCUAUCCUCCAAGGUCACAGCAGCACAGUGCAGCCAGACUGAAUGUAUUAGAGCAGCUAGAGAACUGAUACAAUGUCGCUUUUCUCACCCACAUAGCACUGUUUCACUCACAGUGUCUGCUCUUACCCAAUAACUACAGCCAGGAGUCUCCUGACCAGCUGACCAAACUCUGUGUACUAGUUAUAGGCCUAAUAUCCUGGUCAGAUCACGUGGCCAGGUGAAACUCCUGGCCCUACCAAUGACCAGUAUAUUGCUAUGAUGAACCCCAUACCCUUAUCCCUUCCCUGGGCCCCAGGUGGUGAGUGGACCGAUGGCUGUGGUCAAGAGUAUUGACCGCAUGGUGACCAGUCUGAGCACUCGGCUGAUGGCAGAAACUGACCGUCUGCUCAUUCACAGCUCCAACAUCAGUAAGUCACUUACAGUACAGUACAUUCUCUAGACUUUUAGAGUGUGUUCUGUGUGCUUAUGAAAGGCUGAGAGAGUGGACAGAAAUACUACACAAAGCAAUAUUGAACCGAUAACAUCUUCCAGUGGCUAAUUCAGAAUUGGUUUGAUAUCCCUUUGUGUAUCCACAUGAAAAAAUACUACAGUUUACUAUAGAAUAUUACAGUACUUAAUGUAGAAUUCUGUAGUAAACUGUAGUAUACUGUUGAAUACUAUACUACACACUUUAGUAUCCCUCAAUCCGCAAAAACUAUAUUAAAUACUACUGUAAUGUCCGCAAAAACACUACAGUAAAUACUACAGUAUAGUACAAUCUGCAAAAACAUUACAUGGAUUACUAUAUUAUAUACUAGUUUUAUUUUGCUACAUUAUUUAUACUAUAGUAAACAGUAAAUACUACAGUAUGCUACUGUAAAACACCACAGUGAAAACUACAGUAAAGUCCACAAAAGCACUACAGUGAAUGCUGUAGUAUGUAUACCAUAGUAUACUUAAGCAAUAAGGCACGAGGGGGUGUGGUAUAUGGCCAAUAUACCAUGGCUCAGGGCUCGAACCAACCCAGUUUAUACUUAAGCAAUAAGGCCCCAGAGGUGUGGUAUAUAACCUCACAAACCCCCAAGGUGCCUUAUUGCUAUUCUAAACUGGUUACCAAUGUAAUUAGAGCAGUAAAAAUAAAUGUUUUGUCAUACCCAUGGUAUAUGGUCUGAUAUACCACGGCUGUCAGCCAAUCAGCAUUCAGGUUCGAACCACCCAGUUUAUAAUAUAGUAUUUUUUAAUGUGGGUAAUGUGUCUACUGCUAUUCAGAGAAAUCUAGACCUUUUUUGGACCCCGCCACAUGAGCUUCAUGCUUGUUCUUACCUUUGUUCUUAUAGACCUACUACUUCCUAACACAGGCAUCUUCAUAGACUGCUACAAUACAAUGUUAUUUACCAACCGCUAUGGAGCACUUAGCUGUUCCUCUUACUGUAAUACAAAAAGGACAGAUAGGCCUGCACAUUAUGUAUGCUCCUUAUACCACCUUUAAUUACAACAUUCCUAUCCACAGUGGAUUUUCAUCAGGUCACAGGUGGUAGUAUAUAGGAGCAUAUAGUGACCAGGCCUUUCUGUCCUUUACAUGUAUACUCAUUAGCCCAGCACUUUUUGUAGGAUGUGCUGCUGUGACUACAACCAUUCCUCUUACUAUAGUUAAUUCCACUGAGAAUAGUUAUUUAUGUCAUUCAGAGCUGGAGGUCCAGCAGCAGAGUCUGGGAGAAGGAUCUAGCGGGUCUAAGUUCUGUGGUCCAGUGGUGGACAGCGACACCAACAUAGACUGCAUCUCAGUCCCCACGCAGAACAUUCAGGAUCUCCAUGACAACGGUGAGAGACAUCCCUGAGAGCGCUGUACUGUCUGUAGCUGUACUGUCUGUAGCUGUACUGUCUGUGGCUGUACUGUGUCUAGAUGAGAAUCUGCACUCCUUCAGUCAUAGCCGACUACUUUACAGUCUCAACCAUGUAUUCCUCUAACACUAAAAACAGUAGUAGUCGGCGAUGUAGUGAAGCAGGAUUUUAAAAGACAUACCAAUAAUUUAUCAAGCACUGUUGUACAAAACAUUAAGAACACCUUCCUAAUAUUGAGUUGCCCUCAGAACAGCCUCAUUACGUCGGGGAGUGGACUCUAUAAUGUGUUGAAAGCAUUCCACAGAGAUUCUGGCCCAUGUUAACUCCAAUGCUUCCCAAUGUUGUGUCAAGUUGGCUGGAUGUCCUUUAGGUUGGUGGACCAUUCUUGAUACACACAGGAAACUGUUGAGCGUGAAAAACCCAGCAGUGUUGCAGUUCUUGACACAAACCAGUGCGCCUGGCACCUACUACCAUUACCCCAUUCAAAGGCACUUAAAUAUUUUGUCUUGCCCAUUCACCCUCUGAAUGAACGAAUGAACAAAUGGCACACAUACACAAUCUAUGUCUCAGUUGUCUCAAGGCUUAAAAAUCCUUCUUUAACCUGUCUCCUCCCCUUCAUCUACACUGAUUGAAGUGGAUUUAACAUGUGACAUCAAUAAGGGAUCAUAUCUUUCACCUGGAUUCACCUGGUCAGUCUAUGUCAUGGAAAGAGCAGGUGUUCUUAAUGUUUUCUACACUCAGUGUAUGUACAGGUACACACUUGUCAAUGCACAGUACAGACAGUAUGUUUUCAUCCAUUUGCAGUACCAGGUCCUUGACUUCAUACAACUAUUCACAAUCUAUAUUAGCUGGCUAUUGUGAGACAUAAUAUUGAUCUGUGUUUUCCACUUUGUGCUGCAUUGUUAAACUGACUAGUGUUCUUAGAAGAGUCACUGAGUUUGGUUACUGGAGAUGUGUUGUUUAUGUGGAUGUUGUAUGAGCAGGCUUCCAGAUGGUGACUGUGGUCAACACGUGGUACAGUUCCCUGCGGCCUCUCUUCAGCUCAGAGGAGAACAUCACCAUGUUUCCCAUCGUCACCGACGGCAUCCAGAGGUAUGGAAGACGAGAACUCUGAACUUUUUUAGACUAGGGUGACAUUGAGUAGGCACGAAAUAAGAAGAAAUAAUUUGAAACAGGACAAGUCUUUUUUCAUGAAUUACUGUAGAUAUAAAUCAGUCCAUUAAGAACAUUCAUUUUCAUUAUUGUAUGGGACGCCUUUAAAUGUGCCUUUAGAGGCCAUGCAAUUCAGUACUCAUCUCGAAAACAAAAGCAAUUUAGGUCAAAAGAGCUUAUACUAACAAAGGAAAUAGAAGGUCUAACAGAACAGAUAGAUGGCAAUAAAAACUGUAACAAAGAGGCUCAGAAUAAAUUACAGGAAAAACAAAAAGAAAUGGAAAAACUUAUUCAAGAAAGAUCAAGUGUAAUAUAUUAUAAAAAUAUAGCAAACUGGAUGGAAUAUGGGAAAAAAUGCGCAAAAUUCUUUUUUAAAUCUUCAACCAAAAAUAAUUUAAUGAAACUGGUUACAAUUGACGGAGUCACCCAUGAUUCACCAAAUGAUAUUUUGAAGAAGGAAACAAAGUACUUUAAGCAUAUGUUUUCGUUUCAGUCGCCUCCAUCUCCUCUAACUGAAGCUAAUUGUAGAGAUUUUUUUUCUAUUAAUAAUGUAAAAUUAACAGCCAUACAGAAAGACUCACGUGAAGGUGAAAUUACAGAGGAGGAACUUCUGGAUGCAAUUAAAGACUUUAAGUCUGGGAAAACUCCAGGGUUGGAUGGCAUACCAGUCGAGGUAUACCAAAACUUUUUUGAUAUACUAAGAGGACCGUUAUUAGCAUGUUUUAACCACUCCUAUGUAAAUGGUAGAUUAUCAGACACUCAAGAAGGUCUGAUUUCAUUAUUACUGAAACAGGGUACAAGUGGAAAAUAUAAAGAUCCAGUCCAUAAAAAAAAUUGGAGGCCCCUUACACUUCAGUGUUGUGAUGCAAAAAUUCUAGCAACAUGUAUAGCGGAUAUAAUUAAAAAGGUAUUGUUGGACAUUAUUCAUUCUAAUCAGACAGGUUUUUUACAUGGAAGAUACAUUGGAGAUAAUAUAAGGCAAGCACUGGAAACAAUAGAACACUAUGGAAAAUCUGGGAAACCAGGCCUGCUUUUCAUAGCAGACUUCAAAAAGACAUUUGAUAAAGUACGACUGGGGUUUAUAUAUAAAUGCUUGGAGCAUUUCAAUUUUGGAGAAUCUCUUAUAAAAUGGGUCAAAAUCAUGUAUAGUAACCCUAGGUGUAAAAUAGUAAAUAAUGGCUAUUUCUCAGAAAGUUUUAAACUGUCAAGAGGAGUGAAACAAGGUUGUCCACUAUCGGCAUAUCUAUUUAUUAUGGCCAUCGAGAUGUUUGCUAUUCAAAUCAGAUCCAACAAUAAUAUCAAGGGAUUAGAAAUCCAGGGCUUAAAAACAAAGGUGUCAUUGUACGCUGAUCAUUCAUGUUUUCUUUUAAAUCCACAACUAGAAUCCCUCCACAGCCUCAUAGAGGAUCUAGAUACAUUUUCUAACCUCUCUGGAUUACAACCAAAUUAUGACAAACGUACUAUAUUACGUAUUGGAUCACUAAAAAAUACAAUUUUUACAUUACCGUGUAGUUUACCAAUAAAAUGGUCUGAUGGUGAUGUGGAUAUACUCGGAAUGCAUACAGUGCUAUGAAAAAGUAUUUGCCCCCUUUCUAAUUUUCUCUACUUUUGCAUAUUUGUGAUACUGAACGUUAUCAGAUCUUCAACCAAAACCUAAUAUUAGAUAAAGGGAACAUAAGUGAACAAAUAACACAACAAUUACAUAUUUAUUUCAUUUAUUUCAUAAACAAAGUUAUGCAACACCCAAUUCCCCUGUGUGAAAAAGUAAUUGCCCCAUUACACUCAAUAACUGGUUGUGCCACCUUUAGCUGCAAUGACUCCAACCAAAUGCUUCCUGUAGUUGUUGAUCAGUCUCUCACGUCGCUGUGGAGGAAUUUUGGCCCACUCUUCCAUGCAGAACUGCUUUAACUCAGUGACGUGUGGGUUUUCAAGCAUGAACUACAGGAGAAUGUCAGACCAUUUGUCUCUGAGCUGAAGCUGAAGCACAGCUGGGUCAUGCAGGAAGACAAUGAUCCAAAACACACAAUCAAGUCUACACAAAAAUAGCUAAAAAACAACAAAUUGGACGUUUUGGAAUGGCCUAGUCAAAGUUCAGACCUAAUCCCAAUUGAGAUGUUGUGGCAGGACUUGAAACGAGCAGUUCAUGCUUGAAAACCCACACGACACUGAGUUAAAGCAGUUCUGCAUGGAAGAGUGGGCCAAAAUUCCUCCACAGCGACGUGAGAGACUGAUCAACAACUACAGGAAGCAUUUGGUUGGAGUCAUUGCAGCUAAAGGUGGCACAACCAGUUAUUGAGUGUAAGGGGGCAAUUACUUUUUCACACAGGGGAAUUGGGUGUUGCAUAACUUUGUUUAUGAAAUAAAUAUGUAAUUGUUGUGUUAUUUGUUCACUUAUGUUCCCUUUAUCUAAUAUUAGGUUUUGGUUGAAGAUCUGAUAACAUUCAGUAUCACAAAUAUGCAAAAGUAGAGAAAAUUAGAAAGGGGACAAAUACUUUUUCAUAGCACUGUAUCCCAAAGGAAAUAAAUGAUUUCACUCCAAUACAUUUUAAUAGAAAGUUAGCAAAAAUAGAUAAGAUCUUGCUACCAUGGAAAGGUAAAUACCUGUCAAUUUGUGGAAAAAUCACCCUGAUUAACUCUUUAGUAUCAUCCCAGUUUACCUAUUUGCUUAUGGUCUUGCCUACGCCUAGCGAACAGUUUUUUUAAUUAUAUGAGAAAAAAAUAUUCAAUUUUAUUUGGAACGGCAAGCCAGUCAAAAUUAAACGGGCCUAUUUAUAUAAUGAAUAUGAAUUCUGAGGACAGAUAUUAUUAAAUAUUAAAGCAUUAGACCUAUCACUAAAAGCUUCAGUCAUACAAAAGUUAUACUUAAAUCCGAACUGGUUCUCUAGCAAAUUAGUAAGAUUGUCUCACCCAAUGUUCAAGAAUGGCCUUUUUCCCUUUAUUCAGAUUACAACCUCUCACUUUCAGUUAUUUGAAAAGGAAAUCAUCUCCCAAAUAUCACUAUUUCUAAAACAAGCCAUAGAAAGUUGGUUGCAAUUUCAAUUUAAUCCUCCAGAAACGACAGAACAAAUAAUGCAACAAAUAUUGUGGUUAAACUCAAAUAUACUAAUUGACAAAAAAUUUGUUUAAAAAAGGUAUUAUCUUUGUAAAUGAUAUCAUCGGUAGGACUGGUGGAGUUAUGUCGCACAUGCAGCUAACAAAAACAUAUAGAAAUGUCUGCUCUACCCAAAAUUACAACCAAAUAAUUGCAGCCUUACCGCAAAAAUGGAAGAGGAAAGUGGAAGGGGGAGAAAGUAAGGAACUUGUCUGUCGGCCUUGCAUUAAAGAACAUCAUUGGUUAAAGAAAACUGUGAUAAAUAAAAAAGUAUACCAGUUUCAUUUAAGGACCAAAGGAUUGACAGCCUUCCCAUACAGAUUGAAAAAUAGUUGGGAAGAGAUUUUUGACGUACCGAUCCCAUGGCAUAGUGUUUAUGAACUGAUACGCAAAACAACACCGGAUUCAAAACUUAGAAUCUUUCAAUUUAAAUUAUUAUAUAAAAUUCUUGCUACCAAUAGAAUGUUAUUUAUAUGGGGGAUACAAUCUUCCCAGCUCUGCAGAUUUUGCUGCGAAGAGACAGAAUCAUUAGAUCAUUUGUUUUGGUACUGUCCAUUUGUAGCCUGUUUUUGGACACAGGUCCAGGAAUGGCUAAAGGAUUGCAAUAUUUACCUGGAGCUAACCUUGCAGAUAGCAUUACUGGGUGAUCUGAAAAGUCAUAGUCAAUCAAUCAAUAAUAUAAUAAUACUUUUAGCAAAAAUGUUUAUUUACAAUCUGUAGAAACAAUGAGAAUAGAAAGGUUCAGAACUUUUGUAAAAUAUCACUGUACAGUUGAAAAAUAUAUGGCAAAUAGAAAUCCUAUAUGGAUGGUGUUAAGAGAUAGAUGGGUGGUGUUGAAUGGAGUUGAAGGAUGGGACUAAUAGUAACUAACAACAACUAAUAACAAAAUAACUAAUUAUGUAAGCAUACUGUGUCCAUAAUAAAUUGUAGGUUGUAGGUUGGGAGCUUUUGUGAAAGAGCACAGUUAGAAAGAUAUGGCAUAUACAGUGGGGGAAAAAAGUAUUUAGUCAGCCACCAAUUGUGCAAGUUCUCCCACUUAAAAAGAUGAGAGAGGCCUGUAAUUUUCAUAAUAGGUACACAUCAACUAUGACAGACAAAUUGAGAGAAAAAAAAUCCAGAAAAUCACAUUGUAGGAUUUUUAAUGAAUUUAUUUGCAGAUUAUGGUGGAAAAUAAGUAUUUGGUCACCUACAAACAAGCAAGAUUUCUGGCUCUCACAGACCUGUAACUUCUUCUUUCAGAGGCUCCUCUGUCCUCCACUCAUUACCUGUAUUAAUGGCACCUGUUUGAACUUGUUAUCAGUAUAAAAGACACCUGUCCACAACCUCAAACAGUCACACUCCAAACUCCACUAUGGCCAAGACCAAAGAGCUGUCAAAGGACACCAGAAACAAAAUUGUAGACCUGCACCAGGAUGGGAAGACUGAAUCUGCAAUAGGUAAGCAGCUUGGUUUGAAGAAAUCAACUGUGGGAGCAAUUAUUAGGAAAUGGAAGACAUACAAGACCACUGAUAAUCUCCCUCGAUCUGGGGCUCCACGCAAGAUCUCACCCCGUGGGGUCAAAAUGAUCACAAGAACGGUGAGCAAAAAUCCCAGAACCACACGGGGGGAUCUAGUGAAUGACCUGCAGAGAGCUGGGACCAAAGUAACAAAGCCUACCAUCAGUAACACACUACGCCGCCAGGGACUCAAAUCCUGCAGUGCCAGACGUGUCCCCCUGCUUAAGCCAGUACAUGUCCAGGCCCGUCUGAAGUUUGCUAGAGUGCAUUUGGAUGAUCCAGAAGAGGAUAGGGAGAAUGUCAUAUGGUCAGAUGAAACCAAAAUAUAACUUUUUGGUAAAAACUCAACUCGUCGUGUUUGGAGGACAAAGAAUGCUGAGUUGCAUCCAAAGAACACCAUACCUACUGUGAAGCAUGGGGGUGGAAACAUCAUGCUUUGGGGCUGUUUUUCUGCAAAGGGACCAGGACGACUGAUCCGUGUAAAGGAAAGAAUGAAUGGGGCCAUGUAUCGUGAGAUUUUGAGUGAAAACCUCUUUCCAUCAGCAAGGGCAUUGAAGAUGAAAUGUGGCUGGGUCUUUCAGCAUGACAAUGAUCCCAAACACACCGCCCGGGCAACGAAGGAGUGGCUUCGUAAGAAGCAUUUCAAGGUCCUGGAGUGGCCUAGCCAGUCUCCAGAUCUCAACCCCAUAGAAAAUCUUUGGAGGGAGUUGAAAGUCCGUGUUGCCCAGCGACAGCAUCACUGCUCUAGAGGAGAUCUGCAUGGAGGAAUGGGCCAAAAUACCAGCAACAGUGUGUGAAAACCUUGUGAAGACUUACAGAAAACGUUUGACCUGUGUCAUUGCCAACAAAGGGUAUAUAACAAAGUAUUGAGAAACUUUUGUUAUUGACCAAAUACUUAUUUUCCACCAUAAUUUGCAAAUAAAUUCAUAAAAAAUCCUACAAUGUGAUUUUCUGGAUUUGUUUUCUCAUUUUUUCUGUCAUAGUUGACGUGUACCUAUGAUGAAAAUUACAGGCCUCUCUCAUCUUUUUAAGUGGGAGAACUUGCACAAUUGGUGGCUGACUAAAUACUUUUUUUCCCCACUGUAGAAGCAAACCGGAUGGACAUCAUGAAAAUGAUUGGAGAGGUUGAGAGUAGAAGAAGUUCAGGAGAAAAAACAAACAAAAUAUAAUUAUUGUCAAAUUGACUGUGUCCAUAAAAUGUAUAUAGUAAGUAUAAGCUGGAAGUAGAGGACUAAGCAUUGCUGUUCACUAGUUUACUCCAAUUAGGGAAAGGGUGGUGGGGUUGGAAAGUAAUAAAGGGGAAUAUAUAUAUUUUUAAAAGGAUGUAUGUAUGUAUGUAUGUAUAUGUAUGUAUAUGUGUAUGUGUAUGUGUGUAUGUGUGUAUAUAUGUAUGUGUGUAAAUAUGUGUAUGUGUAUAUGUAUAUGUAUGUAUAUAUAGAGAGAUAUAUAUAUAUAUAUAUAUAUAUAUAUAUAUAUAUAUAUAUAUAUAUAUAUAUAUAUAUAUAUAUAUAUAUAUAUAAAAACAUGGGGGAUUAGAAGUGAUGCAGACAAUUACAUUAAUGGAAGUUACAAUCUAUCUGCAAUAUUAAGCUGAUCUACCCCCUAAAAAAAAAGAAUUAUAUUUCAUUUUCCAUUAAGACUAUUUUUCCAUUAGUGCCUACUGAGCAUGAUCCAGUGUUGAUAUCCAGCCUGAUGUGUGACUGUCCCCAUUUGGCCUGUGCUGUGCUAUGUGUGUCAGGUACCUGGGCACCAUCCUGGGCUCUUCUGUCAUCUCUACUACAGUCCUGGGGGACGGACAGCCUGUCAGUAUGGCUGUACGCUUCCAGCUCCAACACAGAGCUCAGGUUAGGACCUCAGUCUCACACUCACAUGGACUCUAUUCCUCUUUAUAAACUGGCUGGUUUGAGCCCUGAAUGCUGAUUGGCUGACAGCCGUGGUAUAUCAGAUUGUAUACCACGGGUAUGACAUAAACAUUUAUUUUUACUGCUCUAAUUACGUUGGUAACCACUUUAGAAUAGCAAUAAGGCACCUCGGGGGGUUGUGUUAUAUGGCCAAUAUACCACGGCUAAGGGCUGUGUCCAGGCACUCUGCGAUGCGUCGUGCAUAAGAACAGCCUUUAACCGUGGUAUAUUGGCCAUUUACCACACCCCCUCGUGCCUUAUUGCUUAAAUAUACUAUAUUCCUCUUCCUCGUUCACAGAGAAUAUGAUAUAUGCCCCUUGUUCUACUCCACAAGUUUGUCCUUUACUAUAAGUGUGAAAUUAUGUCCCGUUCCAUUGAUUCCUUUAGAAUCCUGCAGGGACCGUGUAUGACCCCGUCUGUGCAUUCUGGGACUUUGAUCUGAUGUGAGUAUAAUGACAGCAAAUGUUCUACCAUUACAUCAAUAGAAAUCAGUGUUCGAUUUAUUAGUGUAAUGGUUACCGUACAUUGUUAUGAAAGUGUAAACUGUUGUCCCCCUCUAGGCCAGAGGCUGGGGGGUGGUGGUCUACUAGAGGAUGUGAGGUCGUCUCUAAACAGUACGGCUCCACUGUCUGCUUCUGCAACCACACCACCAACUUUGCCCUGCUGAUGCAAGUCUAUGAAGUCCAGGUAAAGGUCCAUUCUAUCCUCCACAAUUCCUCCCAUCCUCAUUGUGAAAUAGUGCACUCAAUAGAGAAUAGACACUUAUAGUCACUAUAGUUUCAGAUAAAUAUCUAUGUGUGUGUGUGUGUGUGUGUCAGAGGAGUCCAGAGAAUGAAAGAGCCCUCCAGGUGAUGACGUUCAUCGGCUGUGGCGUGUCUCUGUGUGGCCUACUCUUCACCUUCAUCCUCUUCAUCGCUGUGGGGUGAGUGGUGCUCUGCUUCAUCGCUGUGGGGUGAGUGGUGCUCUGCUUCAUCGCUGUGGGGUGAGUGGUGCUCUGCUUCAUCGCUGUGGGGUGAGUGGUGCUCUGCUUCAUAGCUGUGGGGUGAGUGGUGCUCUGCUUUAUCACUGUGUGGUGAGUGGUGCUCUGCUUCAUCACUGUGGGGUGAGUGGUGCUCUGCUUCAUCGCUGUGGGGUGAGUGGUGCUCUGCUUCAGCGAAGAAUCUACUAGCAUGUGGAGAGUACAAGACACGUGUUAGUUUGAAUGAUUAUUUCUGUCUGUACAUUGUCUUCUUUACCAUGCUGAGCAGACCCAUUGCUGCUGUGUUUAGUAUUUAUGUAUGAUGACUGACUCACAGACUAGCUGUAUGUUGGUCUGACCUUGAUCAUCUCUCUGUGUCUAUCUCCAUUCUCCCCUCUCCCCUCUCCCCUCUCCCCUGUCUGGCCUGGUGUGGUGUGGGUGCAGAGUUCCUAAGUCUGACCGCACCACUGUCCAUAAGAACCUGAUCGUGGCUCUGGGGAUAGCUGAGCUGCUGCUUAUGUGCAGUGACUGGGCCUCUGCUAACAAGGUGGGACUCUUUACAUACAGUAGCUCUGUCUGUCUUCAAACAUCUCAUUCUCUAUAUGGUUAUGGGUACUAUGAAGUAAAGGAGGGCAUAGGGUCAGAGAUUCAUGUGCCUGUAGGCUUUUAUCUGUUUCGGUCGUUGAAUGUAUGAUAUGACUCCAUUCUCUUCUCUAGACUACAGUACUAUGUGUGUUACUUAAGUGGUGGACAAGUAUGUCAAUGCUCUGUACCUCCUGUCCACUAGGGGGCGUGUCUGGUGGUGACGGCCUUGCUGCACUUUUUCUUCAUGGCCUCCUUCUCCUGGAUGCUGGUGGAGGGGCUGCUACUGUGGAGUAAGGUGGUGUCUGUCAACAUCAGCGAGGACCGCAGGAUGAAGAUGUACUACUCCAUAGGCUGGGGUAAAACACCCUACAGAAAUAACACAAUGUCCCCACACAGUACUCAUCCAGUCACACAAGACCCUGGCCUAUAUCCUACAGUACAUACAAGCCCAGUUUGUGCACAGUGCUGUCUGGAACACAGCUCAUCUACAUUUACAUUACAUUUUUAGUCAUUUAGCUGACGCUCUGUUUUUUUGUUUGUUUAGUUUUUUGUUUUUUUUCAUCAGGCUAAAGGCUGUGUUCCUACUGACCAUAUUGGAAGAGUGUGUUUAUUCAAAUAGCUAAACACACUCAUGAUGAUGUGUUAUAAGAUGGCCAUAUAUUGGCCAGCUGUCUGAGGUGUUCACUUUUUUCAGACUAAAUAGAAUGGCUGGUGAAUGGACAGUCAGUGCCUAGUGCAGUGCCUGUACCACAGCAAUGUCAACUCUCUUCUUUAAAGACAUUCUUGUGUUAUAUUCCCUUUUAAAAUAAUAUUGUUGCUUUCUUUUUACAGGUCUGCCUGUUGUGAUUGUUGGUGUAACCUUGACAAUAUCCCUGGACAAGUACAAGGCAGACAAUCACUGCUGGCUCAAUGUGGAGACUGAUAUGAUUUGGGCUUUUGUGGGACCUGUUCUAUUUAUCUUGGCUGUAUGUAGCUUCGCUUUACUUGUGUUACUUCACUUUACUUUUGUGUGUGUGUGUGUGUGUGUGCAUUUGCAUGUGUGUGUGCUCGCAUGUGAUGAUUAUUAAUGUGUCAUACAUGUGUCAUGCAGCAACAAUAUGGCAUGUCCAUCAGUUGUUCUAAGACUUUGUGUACUCCUAGGUCAAUGCAGUGGUGCUUUGCCGGGUAGUCAUAGUGACAGUGUCCAGCGCUCGUCGUCGAGCAAAGAUGCUCACUCCCAGUUCAGCAUCUAAACUCCAUACCUUCGACCUGACCUGGUGAGUCACCACACUAUAGAGCGCAGAGAGAGAGGAGACGCUCGAGAGAGAGAGAGAGAGAGCGCGGAGAGCGAGAGCGGAGCGAGCUAGCGCGGGAGCUGCGCGAGCGCGCGAUCGAAGAGGAUAUGCGCGAUCAGACAAAGAGAGACGAGAAGAACAGACGAGGGCGCGCGCAGAGCUCUGAGAGAGAAAAUCAGAGAUACAAGCAGCGCUAUGAUAGAUCUCUCGCAGAUAACUCAGCUCGCUAGACUCUCUCUCUCUCUAUCUCUCUUCUCUCUCUCUCUCUCUCUCUCAUUCUCUCUCAUCCAGUCUCUCGUCCUCUCUUUCCCUGAUUCUCCUGCUCUCUCACGCACAUGCAACCUAGGACACAUACAUUGUAUUUUGAUUCUGUGACUCGACCCAACAUCCAACAUCCAUGUUUUAUAUGUGCGAUAUAAUGAGACAUAGAAAGCUGUCAGAGGAAUUUUCCUUUCAAGCACAAUCUGUGGAAUGGGUGGUUUUCAAAUCAACAAGUGACAGAUCCACUCAGCCAAACCUAACUGAACUGAACAGAGAGACUGUAACUGUGUGAGAAUGAGGUAGUUUGAGUCUGAAGUAGUGGGAGUUGUUAUAGGUCUUAUCAACCUAACACCUGGUCCUAGGGAGACAAAGAGACAGAGAGGCAGACUGUGUGGGUGUGUGUUGGUCUGUGUGCUUUUCACUGAGCUCGUUGUCUGGUGGACCAAAAAAAACAGGGACCAUAGGGUUCAGUCCUGUCCCAAUAUGGACAGGGUCUAAACAUGCUAUACUUAUAUAUACUGUAGCUGCCUACAUGUAGAGACAAGACAAAUAAAACAAUUAUAUUGUGCACACAUUUAUAAAAACCAAGACAGUAUUUCAUAUGAGAUUAUAAUUUUCAGUCAUCACCUCUUCCUUUCCUUGUAAAGAGAGUGAAGGAGUAA